AUGGGCAAACCACGGAUGAUCAUUCUGGUGCGUCAUGCUCAGUCAGAAGGAAACAAGAAUCGCGAAAUUCACCAGAGCAUCCCCGAUCACCGCGUGAAGCUCACCGCUGAGGGACAUCGGCAAGCCCAAGAGGCAGGGACUCACCUGCGAAGCCUUCUGCGACCCGACGACACCAUCCAUUUCUUUACCUCACCGUAUCGACGGACACGGGAGACCACUGAGGGGAUUCUGCAGUCUCUAUCUUCCGAUAGCCCCUCUCCAACCCCCUUCCCCAGACACACGAUCAAGGUCUAUGAGGAACCUCGUCUCCGCGAGCAGGAUUUCGGAAACUUUCAGCCAUGUUCGGCGGAGAUGGAGCGAAUGUGGUUGGAGCGUGCGGACUAUGGUCAUUUUUUUUAUCGGAUCCCGAACGGUGAAUCGGCUGCCGAUGCCUAUGAUCGGGUCAGUGGGUUCAACGAGUCGCUAUGGCGUCUCUUCGGAGAGGACGACUUCGCCAGCGUCUGUGUCCUGGUCACCCAUGGGUUAAUGACGCGGAUUUUUCUCAUGAAAUGGUACCACUGGAGCGUAGAAUACUUCGAAGAUCUGCGAAACAUAAACCAUUGCGAGUUUGUCGUCAUGAAACUCAAUCCGGAUAACGGAAAGUACGUGCUGCAGAACCAGCUACGCACCUGGUCUGAGCUACGGAAGGAGAAGGAAGCGGAAAGACAGCAGGAAAGGGCUGCCAAAGGGCUUGGGCCGACGGCACCUUUAACGCCGUCUGACCACUCGGUGCCAAUUAGGCGCACAUGGGGCGGCUGUCCUGACGGAUGUAACCAUGGCGUGCGGAGAAAAGGCUCGGUGCGAUCGUCUCGACCCAAUGCUCCGGAUCCGCAUAAGAGACAGAACGAAAUCAGCCGAGGCGGCGCCACUCAGGAGAACAAGGUUGAUCAUCACCAAGAGCCGUCGUGCACAGUUUCCGCCAAGUCAACAAACCAGGUGGAACAACGCACGCUGACAGCUCCUGAGCCGGGGUUAGGAGAUCGUUCAGCAGAGGCGAAGCCUGUGGAGAAAACUAUUCCCUCUCCGCCACGGAGACAUGAUUUCCACAGGCAAGAUACAUCCGUGACGACCCAUGUCUCCCAUGUCAGAAUGUUAUCAAAUGAUGGGGCUGAUGGCACCGAGAAUGACAACCCUGUGACUAACAGCAAUUGCAAUGACACGCCGAGCUCCGCGAUUCCUCCAUCAUCUGGCCCAUGCCCAAGUCCGAUCCCCAAACGUCCGGGACUGGUGCACUUCCACCGCGACAGUGAGGAUCAUCUCCUCCAUCCGCCACGGUCAAACUAUGGUCUUUUUCACCUUGGUGGUCGGGACGGGGGCGGUUCUUUGAGCGGAGCGAACAGCCUUGCUCCCUCCGAGGACGAGCAUGAGAUCAAGAAACGCGCUGUCCGUCGUCCUCUCCAGCAUCAACCCAAAUCUUCCCAGGAUUUUGGCAACGACGGCGACGACGAAGGCAGCGGACAGCAUCAAAAGUUACGUCGAUCGCGAUCCCACAAUCAUCACCAUCACCAUCACCACCAGUACCACAAUCACCGCUAUAAUCACAAUCAGACCUUACCCCCGGGCAGGCGACAUCUCGCGCAACAGGUAGCCAUCAACCUGACUGAACGAAACCAAAACGACCAUGACUACGACGGUAACGACGACUCUUCUAUCCAGAGCCAGAACGAGACCCAGUUACAGCAUGGAUACCAACAUGAUGACUACGAUCACGAUCACGACCACGACCACGACCACGAUCAUAACGGCAACAGAACCGACGACAUCGGCGAUGACUCUACUUUUGAAGCUCAACGAAGAGAAGACCAAAGCAUCCGAGGAAGCGUAUACUAG
This is a messenger RNA of Aspergillus melleus, 1869 nucleotides long. RefSeq names its product acid phosphatase DET1. Lineage: Eukaryota; Fungi; Ascomycota; Eurotiomycetes; Eurotiales; Aspergillaceae. Gene Ontology annotation, molecular function: phosphatase activity. The coding region runs from base 1 to 1869 and encodes 622 amino acids. The transcript is spliced from 2 exons. The record is from RefSeq and is a predicted model, not a curated record.